Phascolarctos cinereus (koala) is the source of this 3795-nucleotide messenger RNA. RefSeq names its product SMAD family member 7 (gene SMAD7). The record is from RefSeq and is a predicted model, not a curated record. Gene Ontology annotation, cellular component: heteromeric SMAD protein complex. Gene Ontology annotation, biological process: anatomical structure morphogenesis; SMAD protein signal transduction; regulation of transcription by RNA polymerase II. Gene Ontology annotation, molecular function: I-SMAD binding; transcription regulator inhibitor activity. NCBI's taxonomy places the organism in Eukaryota, Metazoa, Chordata, Mammalia, Diprotodontia, Phascolarctidae.
ACAUUUUUUUCCACCAAAUUUUUUUUUGUGAUACUUUGUAAACCUUUUUUUCGCCCUUCCUUUUUUUUAAACUCCAAUACAACCAGACGUCCCCAGGGCUGCGCCUUGCAGUGGUGAUUGUUUUAAAUUUUUAUUUAGAAUAUUUGGGCUUCCCCUCUUUUAAUUGAAAAAUAAUUCUUUAGCCAGGCACCUCAUGCGGGGUGAAAUUCACUUUCUUCCCCUCCCCCUAACCUUCGUGUGGAUGGAAUUCGUGGAGAUCCGGUUACUAAGGAUAUAGUGCAAAAAAAAAAAUUAAAUCGCGUGCCUGCCUUUUUUUCUAAUUGCCAGCUUCUCACCCCCAAAUUAAGUUGCUUAGAGAAGGAGAAAAGAACGUUUUCUCCUGAUUCAAUCAACGAAACAAAACCUUAAAUUUUCCUUUUCCUGAGGUUCUUAGCCUCAGUAAGGAGCUGAGGCUGGAGGUGUUGACAUUCAAUAGCUACUUCUCUUCGUUCUGCAUUUGGGGGGCAGUGAGGAGAGAAGGGAGAACUAGCCCUCCUGAAUCCCCGUUUUUUCUCCCUUUUCCUUUGUAUCUUCCCUUGGUCAGCCCGGUCUGUUUCCUUUGCGGGGCUGGGAGAGACGACCUGAAUCGGGUGCCAGUGGAGCGGGGUGGGGAAGCCGGAGAGGAGCGGUCCCUCCCCUGCCAGGCCCCCCCAAACCCCCCCACUCCCUCCGGGCUCCGAGAGACUGGCGCAUGUUACGGAGCGUCCCUCCUGCCGCUGCCGCUCCUGCCCGGGCUCCUGCUGCUGCUGCUGCUGCUGCUGCUGCUGCUGCCGCUGCCGCCUGCGACUGCUGCCCCAACUCGGCGCCCAAAUUCUUCAUGGUGUGCGGAGGUCAUGUUCGCUCCUUAGCCGGGAAACGACUUUUCUCCUCGCCUCCUCGUCCCGCAUGUUCAGGACCAAACGAUCGGUGCUCGUCCGGCGUCUCUGGAGGAGCCGUGCGCCCGGCGGGGAGGACGAGGAGGAGGGCGCAAGAGGAGGCGGAGGCGGAGGAGGAGGAGGGGAGCCGAGGGGGGAAGGGGCGACGGACAGCCGGGCGCAUGGGGCUGGAGGCGGAGGCGCUGGUAGGGGUGGCUGUUGCCUGGGCAAGUCGGUCAAAGGUGCCAAAGGUCACCACCACCACCAUCACCACCACCCCUCCUUGGGCGCCGGCGCUGCCGGGGGCUCGGAGGCGGAAUUGAAGGCGCUAACCCACUCGGUAUUGAAGAAACUGAAGGAGCGGCAGCUGGAGUUGUUGCUGCAGGCGGUGGAGUCCCGCGGGGGCACCCGCACCGCUUGCCUCCUCCUGCCAGGCAGAGUGGACUCCAGGCUGGCGCUGGGGCAGGGGCCGCCCGCGUCCCCUCUCCAGACUCAGCCUACCCAGCCUCAGCCGCCGCCGUCGUCCUACUCGCUUCCCUUGUUGUUGUGCAAAGUGUUCAGGUGGCCAGAUCUCAGGCAUUCCUCGGAAGUCAAGAGGUUGUGUUGCUGUGAAUCUUACGGGAAGAACAACCCGGAGCUGGUCUGCUGCAACCCUCACCACCUUAGUAGACUCUGCGAACUAGAGUCUCCCCCUCCUCCCUACUCCAGAUACCCAAUGGAUUUUCUCAAACCAACUGCAGAGUGUCCAGAUGCUGUGCCUUCCUCCACUGAAACAGGGGGAACUAAUUAUCUGGCCCCUGGGGGGCUUUCAGAUUCCCAACUUCUUCAGGAGCCUGGGGAUCAGUCACACUGGUGCGUGGUAGCAUAUUGGGAGGAGAAAACAAGAGUGGGUCGGCUCUACUCUGUCCAAGAGCCCUCCUUGGACAUCUUCUACGAUCUACCUCAGGGGAAUGGCUUUUGCCUCGGACAGCUCAAUUCGGACAACAAGAGUCAGCUGGUACAGAAAGUCCGUAGCAAAAUUGGCUGCGGCAUCCAGUUGACUAGAGAAGUAGACGGCGUAUGGGUGUAUAACCGUAGUAGUUACCCCAUCUUUAUCAAGUCGGCCACACUGGAUAACCCCGACUCCAGGACGUUGUUGGUGCACAAGGUGUUCCCGGGUUUUUCCAUCAAGGCAUUUGACUAUGAGAAAGCAUACAGUUUGCAGCGGCCCAACGACCAUGAGUUCAUGCAGCAGCCAUGGACGGGCUUCACCGUGCAGAUCAGCUUCGUGAAAGGCUGGGGCCAGUGUUACACAAGGCAGUUUAUCAGCAGCUGCCCAUGCUGGUUGGAGGUCAUAUUCAACAACCGAUAACGCAACAGGAACCGGAGGGGACUAGAUGAUGUUUAAAACUACUUUGCUGCUAAUAUUUUCCUUCUGAGUGCUUGCUUUUCAUGUAAACUCUUUGGUUGUUUUAUUUUUUAAUUGUUGUUUAUGGUUUUCUGUUUGUUUUGUUCUCGAGAAAUAGCUUAUGGAAAGAAUUAUUUGGUUUUGGCGGGGAGGGAAAUAGGAUGGGGAGGGCUACCUGGUAAGUUGAGAAUUUAAAAGCGGAGUAAAAACCAACAGCACCAAAUGAAAUGACCAAUGAGUCAGAAGAGAAGAGGGGAGUCACUUUCCCUGUCCCAAGUCACCAUUUCACUUGUCCAGUCUAUAUGGCCAAGAGGGGGACAAUUAUGCCAGGGGAGAACAUGGACACUUUGUGAUACAGAUGGAGGGUAUUUCUCUUAAGAAUGAGCUUCAGUAAGAAGCCUAUAGCCACAAUAGCUCUUUAGCCCUUUGGAAAUGCUUGAGGGGUCGGGAUGUUAGUGCCCUAUUAGGUUCUAUUGGUUGGUUAGGUGUUCCCAUAUAAUAAGGCCACCUCCAUGAUAGAGCCCCCUUGACCUGGCCCCUCCCCAGGUACUUUUCCCCCCUUUAUUAUUAAGCUUGGAAUAGAAGGCCAAGGGCCCACGCACACACAGGUCUCUUGGAAACAAACAGCAAGAUUCUGAACGAGAACCAAGACUCUCACCCUGGUCAUCCCAACCUUUUGCCACCCUCACUGCUGCCAUAAUUGUUUUUUUUCUUUUUUUUCCCCUCUUUUUUGGACAUCUUGGUUUUUCGGUGAGUUUGACUUCCCUGAAAUAUUGCUUAUAAAGUGCCCGCUUUCCCAAGGCUGCUGUUCCUACCACAGGAAAAAACUGACUUGGCCUCUCUCCUCCUCAAAACCACACUGUUUAGACCAGUGAGUUGGGGAGGAGAGGGAAAGAGAAGCUUCCUAAGUGGGAAGGAAUGGAAUGGAAGCUAUACCCCCUGCUUCACCACACCCUCUCCCCUUCCACUAUCUCCUUGAUGGUCCAUCUUAACCCAAAGCCGGUUAUCAAGGUACCACUUGUGUCCCAGAAUACUGUGUUUUCAUUUCUUCUACAACUCAUACACUUGUAUGAUACUUUUACACUGUUCUUAGCUCAAUGAGCAUGUUUAGACCUUAACAUAAGCUAUUUUUCUAACUACAAAGGUUUAAAUGAACAAGAGAAGCAUUCUCAUUGGAACUUUAGCAUUGUAGUGCUUGGUGAGAGAGAAAGGACUCCUGAAAAAAACUGAGAUUUAUUAAAGAAAAAAUGUAUUUUAUGUUAUAUAUAAAUAUAUUAUUACUUGUAAAUACAAAGACGUUUUAUAAGCAUCAUUAUUUAUGUAUUGUGCAAUGUGUAUAAACAAGAAAAAUAAAGAAAGAUGCACUUUGCUUUAAUAUAAAUGCAAAUAACAAAUGCCAAAUUAAAAAAAGAUAAACACGAGAUUGGUGUUUUUUCUAUGGGUGUUAUCACCUAGCUGAAUGUUUUUCUAAAGGAGUUUAUGUUCCAUUAAACAAUUUUUAAAAUGUACACUUGA